AUGAGGCAUCAUUCCCUUUUCCUUUUUUCUUUAGGACAAAUUGGGAGACAAGAACAAGCGCAAACGACAACGUUGCACAUCAAAACAAGAAUCAUGAUGACAAUAUCUUCGCCCUCCAAAGAUGACAAUUUGGGAAUGGAUAAUGGAAAAUAUGUUCGAUACACACCCGAACAAGUUGAAGCUUUAGAAAGAUUAUAUCAUGAUUGCCCAAAACCAAGCUCCAUUCGUAGACAACAACUCAUUCGUGAGUGCCCAAUUUUAUCCAAUAUCGAGCCAAAGCAAAUCAAAGUUUGGUUUCAAAACCGAAGAUGUAGGGAGAAGCAGAGGAAGGAGGCAUCAAGACUACAAGCUGUUAACAGGAAACUAACAGCAAUGAAUAAGUUAUUAAUGGAGGAGAAUGAUCGAUUACAAAAACAAGUAUCUCAUUUGGUGUAUGAAAACAGCUACUUUCGUCAACAAACUCAAAAUGUGACACUUGCCACCACAGACACGAGUUGUGAGUCAGUGGUGACAAGCGGGCAACACCACUUGACACCUCAGCAUCCACCAAAGGAUGCAAGUCCUGCAGGGCUUUUGUCGAUUGCUGAGGAGACUUUAACAGAGUUUCUAUCAAAGGCUACUGGGACAGCAGUGGAAUGGGUCCAAAUGCCUGGGAUGAAGCCUGGUCCGGAUUCCAUUGGAAUCAUUGCUAUUUCUCAUGGUUGCACGGGUGUUGCAUCAAGAGCUUGUGGUCUUAUUGGUCUUGAACCCACACGAGUUGCUGAAAUCCUUAAAGAUUGGUCAUCCUGGUUUCGUGACUGUAGGGCAGUUGAUACUCUUAAUGUGCUUUCAACAGCAAAUAAUGGGACAAUCGAGCUGCUUUAUAUGCAGCUUUAUGCACCUACUACUUUAGCACCAGCUCGUGACUUCUGGUUACUACGGUAUACGUCUCCUAUGGAGGAUGGUAGCCUGGUGAUUUGUGAAAGAUCAUUGAACAACACUCAGAAUGGUCCUAGUAUGCCACCUGUCCCUCAUUUUGUAAGAGCAGAAAUGCUGCCAAGUGGUUAUUUAAUAAGACCAUGUGAAGGUGGUGGCUCCAUAAUUCACAUAGUUGAUCAUGUUGAUUUAGAGCCAUGGAGUGUUCCUGAAGUUUUGCGCCCUUUAUACGAGUCAUCCACUUUACUUGCUCAAAGGACGACAUUUGCGGCGUUUAGUCAUUUAAGGCAAAUUUCACAAGAGAUUUCUCAGCCAACAGUCACAAGUUGGGGAAGAAGACCAGCUGCUCUUCGUGCACUUGGCCAGAGAAUGAGCAGAGGUUUUAAUGAAGCCGUGAAUGGCUUCGCGGACGAGGGAUGGUCGGUGACGGAAAGUGACGGCGUUGAUGAUGUCACCGUCUUUGUAAACUUGGCUCCGGCAAAGGCGACGGGUGCGAAUCAGAUGUAUGCCGCCCACGGGAUUCCGGUGGUCAGCAACGCAGUGUUAUGUGCUAAAGCCUCGAUGUUGUUGCAAGAUGUGGCUCCAGCCAUACUUAUGAGGUUUUUAAGAGAAUAUCGAUCUGAAUGGGCUGAUAGCAGUAUGGAUGCAUACUCUGCUGCUUCAGUUAAAGCGGGUCCCACGAGCUUGCCUAUGGAUAGAAAUGGAAGCUUCGGUAGUCAAGUUAUUCUUCCAUUGGCUCAUACCCUUGAGCACGAAGAGUUCAUGGAAGUGGUUAAGCUUGAAAACAUGGGCCAUUAUCAAGACAACAUGAUGAUGCCUGGUGACAUCUUCUUUCUGCAGCUUUGCAAUGGAGUCGAUGAGAAUGCAAUCGGAACCUCUGCAGAACUUGUUUUUGCCCCCAUUGAUGCCUCAUUUACCGAUGACGCCCCUCUCCUUCCAUCUGGUUUUCGUAUUAUUCCAAUUAAUAAUAAACUGACUCAAAAUCCAACACGUGACCUGGCAUCAACACUGGAGGCACCCCGGAAUCAAAGAGGUUCCAAUCAGGCGGGGCCCACAAAGUCAGUUAUGACAAUCGCGUUUCAGUUUGGUUUUGAGAUUCAUCUUGAAGAAAACAUUGCAGCGAUGGCUAGACAAUAUGUACGCAGCAUCAUAUCAUCAGUGCAAAGAGUCGCUUUGGCUCUUUCACCUUCUCCUUUUGGGUCUCCAAGUUUACAGGGAAACCCUGAAGCUCACACACUCACUCAUUGGAUCCAACAAAGUUAUAGUGGCUUUUUAGGUGAGGAGCUUUUUAAAAGUGUUGAUGGACGAAGCGAAUCUGUUCUUAAAACACUUUGGAAUCACUCGGAUGCCAUAACAUGUUGCUCUCUGAAGACUUUGCCAGUUUUCACUUUUGCCAAUCAAGCGGGGCUUGAUAUGCUGGAGACAACGUUAGUUUCACUUCAAGAUGUUUCAUUGGACAAGAUUUUUGAUGAAAAUGGAAGGAAGAAUGUUUUUUCAGAGCUCCCACAGAUUCUGCAACAGGGUUAUGCUUGUCUUCCUGGGGGUGUAUGCUUGUCAAGUAUGGGGAGACCCGUAUCGUAUGAACGUGUAGUGGCAUGGAAGGAUUUGAUAAAACAACUGAGACAAAAGAAGCCAAAAGCCCAAAAGCUUGAGAAAGUUGAACUAUACAAAUCUGUUCUCGUCUUUUUUCUCCCACCUUACAGAUCUGUUAUCAUCUUCUCGUUCCGAUUGGCUUCACCACUCCCGUUUCCCAACCACGAUACUCCUCAGUCAACAACCAUUGCCGGCGUUGCCUACCCCUUUCUCCGUUCAGCUUAUUUGUUGUUUUCGAUUUUCUAUUUUGAUGAACUAGAAUUCGUGAAAGAUUGGUAA
Messenger RNA from Lactuca virosa, 2787 nucleotides. NCBI's taxonomy places the organism in Eukaryota, Viridiplantae, Streptophyta, Magnoliopsida, Asterales, Asteraceae. The record is from the annotation of a GenBank genome assembly.